AUGAUCAUUAGAACCUUGAUUCUUUUGUUCGUGUUUCUUACCUGCUUCACCUCUAGCUCCCCAGCACCAAACUAUUCUCCUCAUUCUCAUACGAAAAUUUUCAAUCUCGAUAUUAAAAAAGUGCAGCUUGCUCCCGACGGCUUCACUCGUGAUGUCUUGACGAUAAACGGGACAUUACCGGGCCCCACUAUAAGGAUUACCAAGGGUGACCGAGUGAUAUUGAACGUUUGUAACGAAUUGGACGAACCUUCUACCAUACAUAGUCACGGAUUAUUCCAGCGAGGCACAAAUUGGUAUGAUGGCGUUCCGGGGGAAACUCAAUGUGGUAUACCUGCACACACAUGCUGGAAUUAUAACUUUAGUGUCCCUGAUCAGAGUGGGACAUAUUGGUAUCAUUCACACUUCAAAACCCAAUACGUGGACGGCAUAUUUGGUGCCUUCAUAGUUGAUGAUCCCGACGACCCCUAUCUUCAUGAAUAUGAAGAAGAAAUUGUUAUUAUAUUGCAAGACUAUUAUCACACCGAAGCCAGUGAACUUUUGAAAUAUUACUUGUCUCCCGCAAGUCAAGGUAAUGAACCCAUACCAGACAAUGGAUUAAUUAAUGGUCUGGGAAGGUUCAAUUGUUCUCUGGCACCUGAGGGGAGUAAGUGCGUAAAUAAUUUUCCAUUAGCCAAGUUCACUUUCGAGAGCGGUAAAGUUUAUCGGUUGAGAAUCAUAAAUACUAGCGCCUUCUCCGUAUUCUUUUUUUCAAUUGACCAACACGAACUUGAAGUGAUAGAAGCAGAUGGAACCUACGUGAAACCUGCGAAAGUUCACCGCCUUCCCAUAAAUGUGGCACAACGUUAUUCCGUCUUAGUUCGUGCAAAUCAAGUUCCAUCAUCCUACUGGAUGAGAUCUGAAUUUCAAGAGGAUUGUUUCCCCGUGUCGGCCGAUAAUCUCACCGAUACUGUCAGAGCUAUUGUCACAUAUAAAGAUUGUCCCGAAAAGCAUGAACCAAUAACUUCUGAUUGGAAAGAUAAUUUGACACAAUGCGUAGAUUUAAAACCCAGUUUAUUAAGACCGUUAUUUCCGGAAAAAAUCCCAACUUCUGAGAAAACGUUUAAAUUCGUAGUCACAUUUCAUAAUAACUCAGAAGGUGUCAAUACGGCAUAUAUUAAUAAUUCAACGUAUGAAAUUACACUGGACAGCCCCACCUUACAGGAAGUCUUUUACGGAGAGACUAAAUUUCCUAAAAGUCAGAAUGCUUACCUUAUCGAGAAGAAAGAACAUGGACACCAAUUUUGGAUACUAGCAGAAGGCAAUGGCACUGAUGUUAAAACUUCUAAAUUCAACACCAAGGAUCCGUUGAAAAGAGACACGGCCACUGUGCCUGCUCAGGGAUGGAUUGCAUUAAGAUUUGUAGCCGACAAUCCCGGCGUGUGGGCGUUCCAUUGUCAUAUAGAGUGGCAUGUGGAGGCAGGAUUGGUGGUUAAAUUUAUCGAGCUACCAGAUGAGAUCAAGAAGUUACAUCCACCGGAAUAUUGGAGUGGUUUGUGUUCCAUGCGAUAG
Molecule: messenger RNA, 1548 nt
Organism: Acaulospora colombiana
Lineage: Eukaryota; Fungi; Glomeromycota; Glomeromycetes; Diversisporales; Acaulosporaceae
Source: the annotation of a GenBank genome assembly